AUGAAUUCAUCAACUCAUCUACCGUUUGUCUCGAAACCUCAUAGGGGUUUCAAAACUGUUGGUCCGUUCGUAGUGAUGAUAUACAGAAUGGUAAUGGGAGAUCUAAUUCGAUUUGCGACAAUAUAUUUGGUUUUUGUUAUGGGAUUCUCUCAAGCUUACUACAUAAUUUUUCUUUCCUUUGAUAAUCCGUUGACACCAGAAGAUGUUGAUGAUUCCGCCACAAAUCCAAUAUCCACGCCUAUGGAGUCAAUUAUGGCUAUGUUUUUAAUGUCUUUAACCAAUUUUGGAGACUAUUAUGAUGCCUUUGCAAGGACAGAGCAUGAGUAUGAAGCGAAGUGGGCUAGAAUUGUACUUGUGGUUGAAAGAGGAGUAAGCCCUCCUGAGAGGCAUCGGCAGCUAAUGGUUUACUCACAACCAAUGUCGGAUGGAAAACGGGCUUUGGUUCUGCGAUUGAAUCAGUCGGAUGAAGAUAAGGAAGAAAUGAAGGAAAUUCUAGAAAUAAAACGUAGACAUGAAAGAUAUGUUAAGAAAAGAAAAGAAGCAACUCUGAUACCAGCAAAUAAUAUAGUUCACAAGUAA
Messenger RNA from Diabrotica balteata, 579 nucleotides. The record is from the annotation of a GenBank genome assembly. NCBI's taxonomy places the organism in Eukaryota, Metazoa, Arthropoda, Insecta, Coleoptera, Chrysomelidae.